Messenger RNA from Amyelois transitella, 1795 nucleotides. Its product is annotated as sorbitol dehydrogenase. Gene Ontology annotation, biological process: D-sorbitol catabolic process. The coding region runs from base 97 to 1173 and encodes 358 amino acids. Lineage: Eukaryota; Metazoa; Arthropoda; Insecta; Lepidoptera; Pyralidae. Gene Ontology annotation, molecular function: L-iditol 2-dehydrogenase (NAD+) activity; zinc ion binding. The transcript is spliced from 8 exons. The record is from RefSeq and is a predicted model, not a curated record.
UGUGAUACGCGGAGCCCAUUCAAAAUGCGCACGUGGUCUGACAGGCGUUGAAUGAAGCCAGUCGGGUGAGACAAGUCUAGUGGAACACACGGCGUCAUGGCACAAGACAAUUUAUCCGCACUUCUCGUCAAACCCAAGGAUUUGAGAUUAGUGCAGACUCCAAUACCCGAAAUACAGGAUGACGAGGUGCUUCUUCGCAUGGACUGUGUGGGUAUCUGCGGCUCUGAUGUGCACUACUGGCAGAGCGGGGUCUGCGGUCAUUUCGUGCUGAAGGAGCCAAUGAUCAUGGGCCACGAGGCUGCCGGGGUCGUCGCUAAGACAGGAUCCAAGGUGAAGCACUUGAAGGUCGGUGACCGCGUAGCCAUCGAGCCAGGCGUGCCGUGCCGUUACUGCGACUUCUGCAAGACCGGCCGCUACAACCUGUGUCCCGACAUCGUGUUCUGCGCCACGCCGCCCGUGCACGGCAACCUCGUCCGCUACUACAAGCAGGCCGCCGACUUCUGUUACAAACUACCAGACCACGUGUCAAUGGAGGAGGGCGCGAUGUUAGAACCCCUGUCAGUGGGCGUGCACGCGUGCCGGCGCGCGGCGGUGAGCGCCGGGCACGCCGUGCUCGUGCUGGGCGCGGGGCCCAUCGGGCUCAUGAUCAUGUUGGCUGCUAAGGCCAUGGGAGCCGCCAAGGUGCUUAUUACAGACGUGUUACAAACCCGGCUGGACUUCGCGAAGAAGAUGGGAGCAGACGAGACGCUGCUGGUGAGCAAGGACUCCAACGAGGUGGAGCUGGUGAAGAAGGUGCACGAGCUGCUGGGCUGCCAUCCUGACGUGUCCUUUGACGCCAGCGGGGUCGCCUCUACUGUCAGACUUAGUUUGCUCGCCACAAAGUCGGGCGGCAAGGCCCUUCUGGUGGGUAUGGGUAACCCAGAGAUCACAGUGCCGCUGGCCGGCUCCGUCGCCAGGGAGGUCGACAUCAUGGGAAUCUUCCGAUAUGUCAACGAAUACCCGAUCGCAUUAUCAAUGGUGGCAACCGGUCAGGUGAACAUCAAGCCGCUGGUGACGCACCACUUCGACAUGGAGCAGACGCUGCAGGCCUACGAGACGGCGCGCCGCGGCGACGGCAUCAAGGUCAUGAUACAUGUGCAGCCGAGAGACGCCAAUAAUCCGGUUAAAUUUUAGAUGUACUUACUAUAGAAUUGAAUUGUAAGACUAGGUACCCUCUUUAGAUUGCUAGCGUAAUGUUUGAAAUGUAAACUUGAUACGGUAAGGAAACUUGAUCCUGAUGGACUUAUGUUCGAAAUUCGUUCAAGUAAAAAAUUUUUUUUUUAUUUAAACAUGAAAAGAAUUGGUUUGACAGAAUGGUAACGUUCGAAACUUAAAAAUAUAUUUGUUUGGGAACAUAAAUGAAUCCGACAUUUUUAUACAGAUUAUUUAUAAGGAGCCACCGAGGAGAAUGUAAAAAAAAUUAUAAAAAAAACUGCUUGGAGACUAAUAUAGAAAAGGAUUAACAUAUGGGUCAGUUUUGGAAGGGUUUCUGUGAGUCUUAAUGUUCUUUGAAUUUAACAUUUUGUCAUGAUUGCGCUAGUAAUCUUCUGUACUUGAAUAUUUAUGUAUUGAAAUAGAUUGCAAUAUGAAUGUGUAAAUAAAAUACCUAGUAGGUAACGAUAAGUGCAACAAAAUUAUAAGUUAUCGGAUAUUUCAUUGUUUAACAGGGUUUAUCGUUUAUAUUUGAAAUGUUAAUUUAGAUACAAAACUAAAUUGUAAAUAAAAUGUAUGAAAUAAAAUUAUUGUUAACUGUGAA